This is a messenger RNA of Diorhabda carinulata, 1357 nucleotides long. RefSeq names its product methionyl-tRNA formyltransferase, mitochondrial. The transcript has 4 exons. Gene Ontology annotation, molecular function: methionyl-tRNA formyltransferase activity. The record is from RefSeq and is a predicted model, not a curated record. Gene Ontology annotation, biological process: biosynthetic process; conversion of methionyl-tRNA to N-formyl-methionyl-tRNA. Lineage: Eukaryota; Metazoa; Arthropoda; Insecta; Coleoptera; Chrysomelidae. Gene Ontology annotation, cellular component: mitochondrion. Bases 332 to 1342 code for a protein of 336 amino acids.
GAUUACGUGUUACAACAGGACAGUUACCAUUAUACGAACUAUUUUGUUUUGUUCCAACCGACUUAGGUAUCGUGUUUGAACCGUUUCCGGGACGGUCUUUUCGACACUUGUUUGAUAGCAAGUACUGUUACCAGAACUGUGUAUAUGUUCAAUAACCGUUUCAAGAACGGUCGAGAUUAGCAAGUUGGAACAAACUUCGAGAUGAAAGUUCACUGUGAUCAGUCUCUAGAGUGAUUCCCAAUCAAAUCUGCGAACGAAGCUAUUGAUGAAAAAAAUAACCUUUUAUUAAGACUAACCUAACUUUUACUACAAUGCUAAAUAUAAAGUGGAAAUGAUAUAUUUAAAUAUAUGUAUACCUAUAAGAAUUAAAAUAAGUGUAGUUCCUAUACGUUUUUUUUCGUCUAAACCGCCAUGGAGUGUUUUAUUUUUUGGGACAGAUCAGUUUUCUUUAUAUACUUUGAAGUCACUUAACAAUCUUUAUUCUAAAUCUAAAUUAAUUAAAAAACUUGAUGUAGUUACCAGCAUUAAGCAAAAUGCUAACGCGAUUCAGGUUUAUGCAAGAAAAUAUAAUCUUCCAUUAUACAAUUGGCCAAAUGUUCCCGAGGAAACUGUAUACGAUGUGGGAUUAGUAGUGUCGUUUGGUUAUUUGAUACCAGAAAGAAUUAUAAAAAAGUUUUCUUAUGGUAUUUUGAAUGUACACGCGAGUCUUUUGCCGAGAUGGAGAGGUGCGGCACCAAUUAUUCACGCUAUAGCAAAUGGUGAUAAGGAAACUGGCAUUACUAUUAUCAGAAUUAAACCUUAUCAUUUUGAUAUUGGUGAAAUUCUCUUACAAGAAAAGGUUCCUAUUGGAAAUGAUACGGAAAUGCCUGAUUUAUAUCAACAAUUAGGAGAAUUGGGAGCGAAAUAUUUGAUAAAAAGUCUCGAAAAUUUACCAGAAUAUAUAAAAAAUGCUAAAUGUCAGUCCUCAAAUGAUGUUACAUAUGCGCCAAAAAUUACACAUGAUUUCACAACUAUAAGCUGGUUCAAAAUGACGUCUGUUCAAGUUUACAAUUUAUACAGAGCGUUGAAAGGAUAUUUGGUACCAGUUUCAACCUGGCAAGGGGUACCUAUCAAAUUACUAGAAAUAAAACUAUGUAGUGACGUUUCUACGAAUUGUAUAGAUAAGUAUCCAGGUUAUGUUAUGUACGACAAAAGGACUAAGAGUUUGAAAGUUUUGUGUGGAGAUAAAAGUUUUGUAACUAUUGGUAGUGUAGGUAUUUUCAAUAAACGUAUUAUGAACGCAACCGAUUUCAGUAAUGGAUAUUUAAAAAAAGUGCCAUUAGAAUGUAGAUAUUUUAAAUAAAUUUUUGAAUAUUAA